Ambispora gerdemannii is the source of this 191-nucleotide messenger RNA. NCBI's taxonomy places the organism in Eukaryota, Fungi, Glomeromycota, Glomeromycetes, Archaeosporales, Ambisporaceae. The record is from the annotation of a GenBank genome assembly.
AUGUUUACAAGGUGACGGUGGUCGUGAUUUAGAAGGAGAGAUUACAAGAACUCCAAUUGUUUUUCAGCUUAAAGAUUGGGAAGUAAGAGUUUGUGUAGAUGUGGUCCGUGAUUUAGAAGGGAUUCUAUCACGGUACCCUAUAGAAACAAUUGGAGUUCUUGUAACUUCAAGAAUAGAUGGAUUUUUGGGAG